Heterobasidion irregulare TC 32-1 is the source of this 402-nucleotide messenger RNA. RefSeq lists its product as uncharacterized. The transcript is spliced from 2 exons. Lineage: Eukaryota; Fungi; Basidiomycota; Agaricomycetes; Russulales; Bondarzewiaceae. The record is from RefSeq and is a predicted model, not a curated record. Bases 1 to 402 code for a protein of 133 amino acids.
AUGGCCGUGGGAAACGCUUACGACCUCAGUCUUCUCAAGUCCGACGACCUUUUGCCUCGACGACCUGUCUCUCCAAACAUUGCCCCCCUUCUCUCGUUCUUCAUUCAGCAGAUGAUUGACGUCGCAACGUUCCUUGUUCCUCAAUGCCUCAGUAACCGGAGCGAUCAUUAUCAACAGUCUCGUUAUGUACUGGUAAGUGCUGGCUUCUCAACUCUCGCAGCAAGUUCAUCCUUUAAAAAUCUUCACUAUUCCUUUGCGCUUCUCUCGGAAUUCAGGCAAGCCGAUGCACAGUUGGAGAGGGCAGCCGAAGCUGGCACUUUACGGACAACAAGUCCUGGUUCGUAUCCCGUCACUCCCAUACACCCGGUGCUGUGCAGGGCAGGUGGAAAUAACAAGACUUAG